This is a messenger RNA of Papaver somniferum (opium poppy), 777 nucleotides long. RefSeq lists its product as uncharacterized. The record is from RefSeq and is a predicted model, not a curated record. The transcript has a single exon. Lineage: Eukaryota; Viridiplantae; Streptophyta; Magnoliopsida; Ranunculales; Papaveraceae. Bases 1 to 777 code for a protein of 258 amino acids.
AUGUAUAGGUAUCCUACUGCUUAUAAGGCAUGUACUAACAAAUCUUGUUAUCUUGCUGAGAUGAUUCAUGAGGGGGUGUUGUGUCUGAAGUCAAGAAGAAAUUUAUCUGUUCAAGAGGAAUUAGAAUGGAAUUUUUUGUGUAAUGAGAUAGGACCUGUACCUAUAUUGGUGGAUGAUGAGGAUAAUGUUUCUUGGUUGGGAGAGGAGUGUACAGUAAAUAAAGGUUAUGAGCUACAACUUCAAGAAGACACACCUUGUAACUUUGAUAAGUUCUUAUGGAAAUCAGAUAUCCCAUACAAGAUAAGUUUCAUGCUUUGGGAAAAUUUUCAUGACUCUCUACCUACUUUAUGUAUGUUGGAACAUAGAGGGGUAAAUAUACAAAAUACUAUAUGUAGUUUGUGUAAUAGAGAAGAGGAGACAAAAUACCAUAUUUUUCUUCGUUGUGAUCUUGCAAAACAAGUUUUUGAUUACUUUGUUAAGGCCUGUCAUGUGAACUGGAAUCUUCCUGCAGCAGUUUUUGAUUUGUUUCAGUAUUGGAAAGGUGUUGUUCUAAAUGGCAAAAUGAAGGAGGUUUUGGAGGAGCUCAUAUAUGCAAUCUUAUGGCAUUUAUGGAAGACAAGGAACAACAUGACUUUUGGAGGAAAGAAACAAAUAUUUGAAGAAGUGUGUUUAAAUAUCAAGCAAUCCAUUAUUCGUUGGUGCUUUGAGAAAGAUAUUUUUAGAGGGUAUUAUGUUAGUCAAUUUUUUUUCAAUUGGGAAACUGUUUUGCACUUAUAA